Monoraphidium neglectum is the source of this 441-nucleotide messenger RNA. RefSeq lists its product as hypothetical. NCBI's taxonomy places the organism in Eukaryota, Viridiplantae, Chlorophyta, Chlorophyceae, Sphaeropleales, Selenastraceae. Bases 1 to 441 code for a protein of 146 amino acids. The transcript has 3 exons. The record is from RefSeq and is a predicted model, not a curated record.
AUGGGGCAAUUUGCCAGCAGACACUACGAUGGCGACCCUUAUAUUGAGCUCAUGCGGGCGCUGCCCGACAGAGAGCUCAUUUGGUGGGUCCAGAAGGUCAUCUGGCUUGCGGAGGGCAUGACGUUUGUGGACCACUUUGGGCGCACCUACCCGACCCUCUUCCUGCACAAGUGCCCCUGCUGCAGCGGAUCGGGCAGCAUGAUCUGCCCAAAGUGCAACGGCUACAAGCUCAAAGGCGGCGUGCGCGGCAGGUGCGGCGGCGGCGGCGGCGGCGCGGACGGGCCCAUGCAUGCUCCGCCGCCCGAGCGCGGCGUGGGAAGCUUCCGGCUGAGCGAGAUGGUGGGGCCGCGGCGGGCGCUGGCCAGUCAGGGGGAGGCUGAGUGCCAGCACUGCGGGUCCUACUGCGACUGGGACGAUGAGUCAGAGUGGGAGGAGAAGUGA